Aspergillus caelatus is the source of this 534-nucleotide messenger RNA. RefSeq lists its product as uncharacterized. The record is from RefSeq and is a predicted model, not a curated record. Lineage: Eukaryota; Fungi; Ascomycota; Eurotiomycetes; Eurotiales; Aspergillaceae. The transcript has 2 exons. The coding region runs from base 1 to 534 and encodes 177 amino acids.
AUGGUGCACAUAACAGACUUUCGCGUGAUCAUCGUGGGUGGCUCAAGCGCUGACCGGGCACUCGCACACAGCUUGCAGCGAUGCGCAAUUGAUUUGGUCGUUCUGGAAGCCAAUGAUAACAUUGCGCACCAAGUCGGAGCUUCAAUUGGGAUCCUCACAACGGGACCUGGAUCUGGGAUCAACUUGCCCCUUCAACUGAAAGCUAUGUCAAGGAGUCAGGUCCAGUGCUGCUGGGCAUCGCAAUUUCCGUGGAUUUGGUUGCUCAUCCCCUUGUCCUUUAUGAUUAAAUAUCUGCGCCCACCGGUCGCUAAGCUCCUCCCCGAAAUCCAACCAGAUGCGCUCGGGACCUUCCUCCCCGCGCUGAUUGCAGGGUAUUAUGGUCCCCCAACUUGGGCAAUUUCUUCCCGAAGACUAUCGCCAUGCGCCAAUUGCUUCAACGCCAUCUGGCAAGCUAUUCCCCAUCACCGUGCAGGCUCCCUUCCGCCUUCUGGAGAAAUGCGCGCAUCCCCGCCCACCAACAAUCUGCGCUACUAG